AUGGGUGAACAAUCUCCGUACCUUCCUGCCGCCCAAAUACCUCUAAUCAAAUCUCCCAGUCUUCGAGUUCCGCAACCGGUCGAACUACCACCAGAUAUCCACCCAUUACCCGACUCAGUAAACCCCUAUUUCGUUUACCCAUUCACCCUCGAGCCCCACAUCGUCACCCUCGAAUCCUCUCGGCGCACGACUUUGGCCGCUCACACCGCCCGUCGAGAAGCUUAUUUACGGUCCCGCGAUGAGGAGAAAGAGCGGCGGAAGCGCGAUGCCCUCCGACGCAUCGCUCCCGGCUUCGAGCCUCACGGGAGCCUUCUACAACCAACGAAGAGCGCACCAAGCCACACGGGGUCGCACCCGGAAGGUGCAGACCCCAAUCGAAUACACCAGCGCUCCAGAUCGGUGAUGGAUGAUCUAGUGGACCAACUGGCGGCGUUGGAAGGGACUCCCGCUAAAUCAGGGCCUUCACCUCUCUCCUAA
Molecule: messenger RNA, 477 nt
Organism: Cyclocybe aegerita
Lineage: Eukaryota; Fungi; Basidiomycota; Agaricomycetes; Agaricales; Hemipholiotaceae
Source: the annotation of a GenBank genome assembly